Molecule: messenger RNA, 6266 nt
Organism: Mauremys reevesii (Reeves's turtle)
Lineage: Eukaryota; Metazoa; Chordata; Testudines; Geoemydidae
Gene: SNX19
Product: sorting nexin 19
Exons: 11
Coding region: 1005-3935 (976 amino acids)
Cellular component (GO): intracellular membrane-bounded organelle; early endosome membrane
Molecular function (GO): phosphatidylinositol binding
Source: RefSeq, a predicted model, not a curated record
AUGGGAAUUGAAACAAGGGGUGCUUGGGAGGUGUGUGGCCAGCUCUGGCUGGGAGGGCAGAUCCUGCUCUAGCUACUUUAGUGUUUGUGGGAUUUUUACACCACGUGGGCUCGUGUCUUUCCUUUGGCUGCCCCAGAUGUUACACUGUUGAUUAUUACUUGCUAGUAAAAGCCACCUCAGGUCCCCAGGAUGUGCUGCAUGAGCAGAGACCGUGUUUUGAAUUGCAGCAGUAUUUUCUGUGCUGCCGCUUCCCUUUCACUAGGUGGCACUGAGAAAAGCCUCUCUGUGCUGCUCUGGGCCUUUCCCUUUCCCCUUUUGCUGGUAUCUCCUUGGCAGAGGCACAUCCGGCCGCUCUCAGACAACAGCCCUGAGCCACCAGCCCCAGGUCCAUUUCUUGGCAGGAGAGGGGCCAGCAGCUGGCAGGGGAGCAGCUGCUGAGCCAGCCACAGAUGCCAAGCAGAGCUGGGAGAGAGCAAAGGAGCCAAGCACCAGCAAUGCCUGGCAAUGCAGCACUCAGACAAACCCGUGACGUAUUCCAGCGAGCACCCAGUUAAGGCCCUCUGGGUGGCAGCGGGAUUUGAGAGCCCACUGGCUUGGCAGGGGGGUUAUAGGGAAAGUUGGGGUGCAGAUGUGGGGGAGGAGGGACUAGGGUCACUCUCCCCCUGUGAUCUGAAAAGCAGGAAGCUUUUCACGCAGCUGUAGUUUUUAAAGCAACUCAUGUCGUUCCAGGAGCCAGUGGUUUUAAAGGGGACUGGUUGGCCUGGCUGGUUUGGUCUUACCUGGGGCUGUGACGAAGAGAGAGGCCAAGGUGCCUUGGCAAAGCGGCUCCUCGCUUGCAGGACUGUCUGGGUGUUGGGGUUUGGCAGUCAGCAGAGAGUAGUUUGUCUUUGCCUCUCCUGUGUCCCAGCUGGUUGGAUGUGAUAUUUACUAGGUGCUGAUCUGCCUGGGCUGGGGAAAUACCUUUCAGACUUGCAAGCCCAGCACCAAGCUCCCUGGUUCUUUCGAUGGAAAACCAGAGGAUGCUAAAGACGCAGGAGUCCUGCGCGAGCCGAGGCAGCGGGCUGAGCGAGCUGGUAGGGAACAGGAAGCUGAUGGUUUUGGGGGCCCUCUUAGCCUGGUUAUUCGUCGUGCACUUGCUGGUUAACGUCUGGCUGCUUUGCCUCCUCUCUGGCUUGCUGGCGGUGUUGGGGGGAUGGCUGGGGUCCCAGGCCGUCAUCGGCACCCGCAGCCGGCUCCACUUGGAACGGUUCGUCCUGCUGGAGAGCUGCCCGCAGAGCCCCGAGGCGGAGAGGGAGCUGGACGAGGAGAUUGACCACAUGAUCCAGAAGAUCAUCCGGGACUUUGUGUCCUCGUGGUACCGGACGGUCAGCAGCGAGCAGGGCUUUGAGGAAGAGGUGAGGAAGGCUAUGACAGGCCUGGCCCUAGAGCUCAAAAGGAGGAUGGCACUGGUGGACAAGCAAGCCUUGACCCAUAAGAUUCUCUUGCUUUGUGGUUGCCACCUGCAAAGCUACAUGAAAGCAAGGGAGAGCAUGGAGGCUGCAAGUGACCCGGCAGUACCAGCUCAGCUGGCAGACCAGCUCUGGCGAGCGUACGGCGAGAUCUCUGCCCCACACCCAGCCGUCCAGAGCCCAGUCAUGGAAGUGAACUAUGCCCGGAGCAUUGUGGACCUGUUGCUCCGGGUGCUGGUGCCCAAGCCUCACCUGGAAACUAGGACCGGGCGCUUCGUAGUGGUGGAGCUGGUCACCUGCAAUGUUCUUCUGCCUAUGAUCAAGAAAAUGUCUGAUCCUGACUGGAUCAACCUGUUGCUAAUUGGGAUUUUCUCCAAGAUGGGCAGCAAAGGGGUGAGAAGGGGAAAAGGGGAGGAGCCUCCGUUGGCUGCCUCCCCCUGCCAGCCCACAGUGCCGAAUACUUUGCCCCUGAAAGUUGUGGCACCAUCUCCAAGGCAUUCGGAGCUCCCCAGUUACGAUGUGGUGGACAGCCUGGAAUGCAACCCCCAGGAAGCAGAACAGGAGAAGGACCUGAUGAGCGGAGAGCCUGGUGCUGACGUUGACGGUAGGAAAGCCGGGAGCACGCCCGUGCACUACCCCCAGCCAGAUAGUCUGGGUUCCCUCUUCCUGUGUGAGGACUCAGAGCUGGAGUCCCCUAUGUCUGAUCUCGGCAAGGACUCUGAUUCCGUGGUGCUCUUGUCCACGGAGGAAUUCCUCACUGACACAUUCCAGGAUUCCUUUGCAGUGCUGGAGGGGUCGGACGGCCUGGACCAAGAGGACGGUGUGGUUGCCAAGGAUGGGUAUCUGGAGGAGAUCACCGCCUCUAGCUCUGAAAGGAGCGUCCUCCCCUCUGCGCUGGGCCAGUGCCCUGACAUACAAAUCGACCCCGCAGUGGAGAAGGAAGAAAGCUUGGCCUCUGUCGCCGCCCUGCUGGCCGAUCCAGAGAAGCCUUUCUCGAGGCGACCGUCCUUUCUGGAGAACCCAGCGAAGAGUCCCCUGGACCCCAGCCAGCCGCCUCUCCCACUUUACUCCUCCCAUACCUUCAGCUUUGAGCCGCUCAGUAGCCCUGACAGCCCAGUCAUCAUCCAGAACCUGCGGAUAACCGGAACCAUCACUGCCCGGGAGCACAGCGGGACAGGGUUCCAUCCCUACACACUCUACACAGUCAAGUAUGAGACAGCGCUGGAGAGUGAGAACGCCAACAGCCUCCAGCAAGUGGCCUACCACACGGUGAACCGGCGCUAUCGCGAGUUCCUGAACCUGCAGACCAGGCUGGAGGAGAAACCCGAGCUGCGGAAAUUCGUUAAAAAUGUCAAAGGUCCAAAGAAACUUUUUCCUGAUCUUCCAUUUGGAAACAUGGACAGUGACAAGGUGGAAGCCAGAAAAAGUCUCCUGGAAUCGUUCUUGAAGCAACUGUGCAGCAUUCCCGAGAUUGCCAAUAGUGAGCAGGUGCAGGAGUUCCUCGCCCUGAACACGGACGCCAGGAUCGCGUUUGUCAAGAAACCCUUUGUGGUCUCCAGGAUAGACAAGAUUGUGCUCAAUGCCAUUGUGGACACUCUGAAGACGGCGUUCCCCAGGUCGGAACCUCAGAGCCCAACAGAAGAGCUCAGCGAGGCAGAGGUGGAUGGGAAAUCCCAGACAGAUGGGAAGAAGGCUAAUAAGCCCAGGCUGAGGUUCCCGUCCAGUAAAAUCGCUCCAGUGCUGAGCGUGGCCGAAGCACAUGAGAAGAUCCUGUACGGCCUGAGGGAGGGCAGCACUGUCUCUGACGCCUUGUCCCUGGCUGGGAUGGAGUCCUUCAUUCGGAAGCAGGAGAAGUUGCUGGAGGCGAUGUCCAGCGAGGCCCCGGAAACCGAAGGGGCGGACCCCACGCAUGUUCCGCAGCAGCCAGUGUACCAGAAGGAUGACCCUGGUUCUGAGACGCCCCUGGCAGACACGGCUCUGGACCUGCUGCAUCUGCUGCUGAUGGAUCGCUGGAGCUGGCUCUGCACUGAGAACAUGCAGAAGGUGCUGCACCUGCUCUUUGGGUCCCUGAUCCAAAGGUGGCUGGAAGUGCAGGUGACUAACCUGACCUGCACUCAGCGCUGGGUCCAGUACCUCCGAUUGCUGCAGGAAUCCAUCUGGCCCGGGGGAGUCUUACCAGCGGUGCCUAAACCUUUCAGGACGCAGGAGCAGAAGGAGGCAACGGCACAGCAAGCCUUGCAGAGCCUGAUGGGACUCCUUCCUGACUUAAUUCUGGAAAUCCUUGGGACAAGCAGAUGUCAACUGAGCUGGAACCUGGUCCUUGAGUCACUACGUCAACCCAUCAUAAACAGGCACUUGGUUUACCGCCUCUCGGACAUCCUGCUGGAGUUUUUGAUACUUAAUAACUCCAGUGAUGAUCCCAAAACAACAGCUGUAACUUCAUCUGUCUCUAACUGCCCCGAGACAGCAAGCAUUUCCCCACAUUAACCAGGGCUGCUGUUGCCAGCGACAAAGAAGAAUGGGCAGCAGAGAAAAGAAUUCAUAGGCAUCAGGCGACUGGCAUUCAGUGUUUGCUGGACAGGGCUGGAAGUUUCUUAAUUAACUACCCCAGCCGGUCCAACAUGAGGCUUCUUUCAGGCUUCUCCUUGUUGGCGGGGUGACUGACUAUGCCCAAUGUGAGCAGAUGGAGAUGUUUGUGUGUAACAUUAGUGUCCAUUCCAUAACUCACGUGAUGGAGAGCAAGGCGCUCACGGCGGAAAAGCACCUGAUCUCUCUUGGGGCAAGCAGGCUGCUAAGUGAGGCCAGGCCAGCCACAAAUCCUACUUGGAUGUAAUUUCAUGCCCUUACCUUUGUCUCUUGAAUCUGAGUAGUCCUGACCCAGACUGGUCGGUGGCACAUCAGGGUUGGUUCAAGGCCUUUGGGCCCUGGCACUGAUGUGCAGAGACAUGACCCCAGGACGUCCCAUCAUCUGAACUCCCAUGCCAUAUAAGGCAAAAAGAAGAAGGAUUGCAGCUCUUAUCCCUAGUAAAUGAAUUCACCACUUAGCUCCUCAUUGAGCGAAGGCUGCACGGUGCUGAGAUUCCUGCCUGACCUUCUCCCAUUCAGGGUGGAUGUCUGCAUGGAGAAAUCCUCAUGCCAUACCUGUUCCUUCCCAGAAAGAUGAGAUAGAGACAAGAAGACAUCCCCAGGGGGAGUUCAUGCCUUUUGUGCUUUCCAUUCAAAUCUGUGGGAACUCCAGAGCGAUGGGUAACAAGCAGAAAGCUCCUGCCUUGCCUUAGGGGCAGGGAAAGGUGCCUCACACCAUUGCAACUCCAGGAUCAUCUUGUUUCAAGAUCCCUCAUUGCCCAGGCCGAGGAGAGGGAUCUGGGGUGAAACAGAACUGGAGGGCACCACAUCCAUCCCCAAGUCAUCUGCCUGUGCAGGGAAAAUUGAAGAUUAUGGGGCAAUGGCUCCCCUACCCCAUGUUGUCUUGUAAGUGGGGAUUGUUAAGGGUCCCAGGGUUACAAUGCAGGCACCGCACCACAGAUGAGCAGCAGCUUCUUUAGCAUGAAGGCCGGGUACUGUUUGGAAUCUGAGACCAUCCCUGAUCUCAGCUUCACCAGAGGAUCUCUACCAUUGAUUCGUGGCCGGGCUACUCUGUGGAAGAAAGGAACUGACUCAUAUGAGGCACGCGGGCAAUAAAUUAGUUUCUAUAACCAUAGACUGCCUCUUGCAGCAAGUUCUUGGAGAUCCAUCACCUCACUGGUGCUCAAAGGAGUUUAUCAUACAGCUCUCAUUGGUAGCUAAGUGGGAGGGUGGUUAAAGCAGGCAGUGGGUGUCCAGACUCCAGGGUUCCAUCCCCAGCUCUACCCUGGCUUGCUGUGUGACCAUGAGCAAGUCACUUUAACCUUGUUGUGCCUCAGUUUCCCUAGCUGUAAAAUCGGGAGGGAUAUCGUUAGGGUUGAUCUAUUGUUUGCAUAGUGCUUUAGAGACCGGGUAUGUUGUAGAAGCAGCACAUGGUGGUAUUAUAUAUCUAUCGCCAAUCACUGUACGAUGCCCCAGGGUGACAAUCUCUCAGCAUAUCAAAGGCAUCAUGGGCUUAUGGUGCCCCACUGUUGAAUUAAUGUUAAAGCAGGUGAACAGGGUAUAUGAGCAUCAACAAAAGUAUUUGCAUUUCAUCCAGCACAUGGGCCACAUUUCACCAGGUCCCAAGCCACAGUCUAACUGGCAUUGGACUUUUUCAUCCAAGAAGACCCUGCCUCCUGUGAUUCUCGACAGUUUAAAAUAGAUAAUGGGGGAGAGCUGGCAUGAGAGAGGCCUGCAAGGUCAUGGCGAUCAUUUCCAUUCUACACUACAUCCCAAUGUGCUUGUCCUCUCUUACAAGGGUUACACUCAAUUACCCACGAACUAAAAGGGAAGAGCAUUAGCCUGUCACACGAGCCCACUAGUCCCCAAUCAUUGUGCUGGAUUUGGGUGUGCAUCAUUUUCACUGUAGAGGACAUUUAGCCGGAGGAAUGAGUAACACUAGUGCAGGUAGCCUUGAAGACACAGACCCUGCUCUUUCCAGAUGGAGACAGCCGCAGUCUCCUGUGUGGGUAUCUACCCUUUGGUGUGUGUACUGCCUACAAGUAUGUGAAAGGUAUAAACAGUAAGGGAGGGGGGUCAUUUAGGAUGGUCUGGGGGAGCCCAAAAGCUAAGGAGAACUCAGAUGAAAUUGAGCAAAAGGAAGUUUUAGGCUGUCUAUGGGCGAAAACUUCCUAACCAAUGCCAUGAUCUCUUAAGGGAAGGAAUAGCCUCCCAAGCGGAAAGGGAGAAAGUCCAUUGUUUGAAUCGUUUAAG